Molecule: messenger RNA, 3273 nt
Organism: Macrosteles quadrilineatus (aster leafhopper)
Lineage: Eukaryota; Metazoa; Arthropoda; Insecta; Hemiptera; Cicadellidae
Product: endoribonuclease CG2145-like
Exons: 5
Coding region: 68-940 (290 amino acids)
Molecular function (GO): RNA endonuclease activity
Source: RefSeq, a predicted model, not a curated record
AUUUUAAAAGUGAAACUUCAGUCUUUAUAUUGUUCUACUUUAUAGUAUAAAAAGUCCAUCGUAAAAUAUGAUACUUUUGUCUACGUUUGGACUAAUUUUGUCAAUUGUUAUUCAAAGUCACAAUAGUGAUGGAGCACAACCGAUUACUGAUGAUGAAUUGAAAACAUUCAGUGAAACAGCUUUUGGAAAGGAUAACAAUAAUGGUUCUUUGCAAGUAGUUGUCAAGUCCCAAGCCAAAACAAGGGCUUAUUCUGACACUGACCAAGCACCUCUCCCGUUGCUGGAGCUAAAGCCCUCAGUACUGAAAGUGGCCACAGUAGCCCGUUUGAUGGCUCUCUAUGACAACUAUGAUCCAGAUACAACUCACAGUGAAGUAAUCACCAAUGCUGAACGGAAGGAAGAGUCUGAUUUCUUAGAUGCUGUAUUGAGUACACCAAUAUGGGCUUAUACAAACAGUUUUCUAAAGUCAAAAGGAUUUGUCAAUGGUACAAAAUCGGAAAUGAAGGAGUUGCUGAAUAAAAUAUGGUUCACUGUAUAUUCUAGAGGAAAUCGUAAACUAGGAUCUUCAGCAUUUGAACAUAUUUUUCUUGGAGAAAUAAAACGUGGAGAAGUCUCUGGAUUGCACAACUGGAUUUUCUUCAGCCAUGAAGAACAAAACAACCACUUAAACUACUUAGGCUACAUGCAGAUUACAGACUUCAAUGGUAAAGGAGGAGUGAUCAAACUACAUUACAAGUGGUUGGACAAGUCGAAGCCUGUCGGGACACUGUUUGUUGGCACUAGUCCGGAGUUGGAGCUGGCUCUAUACACCGUGUGUUACUUCGCUCGUCCCAACGACAAGUGUUACUUGAGACUCAACGGAAAGUCCAUCUACAUACAGACCUACACCUUCACUGCCAACAACCAGAAACUCAUAGGCAGUGCAUUCCCCAGCUCGUAAUCAUCACUCAAAUAACCGUCGCUCAAUAGUUAGAAGUAACUAAUUUUUGUAUACUUUGAAUUUUGUAUAAUCUAUUUACAUUUUAUAGCUUUUUUAAUUGACUAACACAGACAGGGUGUUUUAAGAAUUUAAAUGGUUAACGGGAAUAAGUGUCUUUCUAGUCUUUUUACCGAUAAAUUUUAACUGAAGAGAAGUGACAUAUACAUAGGGUUACCAUAAUUGGUUGACCCUACCCGGACAUCGGCCAAACCGGGGGCAGACCAGAAGGUUUUGCAAUAAAAGGUUUAAAUUACCUGUAUCCGUCAAGUGAUCCUGGUUUGUAGUUGAUUGACUACAGCCGUUUCAUGUUGUAAAAACACAUCUUCAGGUCAAACGUAUAUACAUUGAUUUAAUCCAUGGAAUGGUCGUCAAGGUUUAAAGUUCACAAAAAUAACACAUACACGUACACGAAAACAUUAAACAUAAAUUGGCCAACACAAAAAUACGAAAAACGCGUGAUAGGCAUCUGACACGUACGGCGCCGCUGUUGACGCUCUUGACGGAUACAGGUAAUUUAAACCUUUUAUUGUAAAAAUCAGUGAUCCAGAGGCUAUACCAUAAAAAUGAAGAAGGGUUUUUUUUAAUUAUACACUUAAAUUAGCAGUUUUAAGCAAUUUUGAGAGGUAAAACUUGUUAAAUACAGUGUAUUGUAAUUAAUCUAUCUUGAUAAGCAAGCUUUUCAGUUAAAGAUGUUAGAAUUGAGAUUUAAAAUUAUCAAUUUAUUCAUGUAUUUAUUUAUUCAUCAGAACCGGAUGUCACACCGGACACAUGUUCCAUAUCCGUACGUAAAAAAUAAUAAGUUUUGCAAAAUCUACAUAGCAGGAUUACUAUAUUAUCUUAAACCAAAAUAAAUUAUCUUUUACUAGGUAAAAAUUAUGUUUAAAAUAAUCUUGUUGAAGCCUUAGACAAGCAUUCCAAGAAAUUGGAAACACAAUGUAACCUCAUGUAAAAUUGUUAUGAGGAACCACACAAAUUUUCCAUUUCAAAACCAUGUGCCAUUGAAAUAUGGAAAAUGCAACAACAUUUUGCAAAAACAGUUAAGUUUCACUUAUUGCUGUCGAUUGAUCGGGUAGUAAUCUCAAAUUGUCUCAAGAUGUUUUUUUUUUUUUUUAAUACAUUGAUAAAAUGGGUUUACAUUUGAUCUGUGAGAUUAGUUAGUUUACAUUAAACAUCUAAUGGCCUGUACUUGGUGGCACUAAAACUUAUCUAGGCCUAGUUUUUUUUUUUUUUUUACUCAAGAACACAUUUACCAAUAAUUUGUUUUGUAAAUAUUGCAAGUUAGGCAGAGCAAACCUAUAAUAAGUUUCUUAGGGUAUCAAUUUCUGAAUUUGUUUUGACAGAGAAUGUUAACAUUUUAUUUUAAGUGCUGAUGCGCAUUCGGAUAUAAAAUACUUAAGUUGUUUUAACAUAUUAAAAAAAUUGUAAUGAAUAAGUUAAUAUUAUCACCAAUUAUUUGUCGGUUAAAACAAUGCUUAGUAUAUUAAUGAUUUUCACGGUGAUAGUUAAAAGCCUUAAUACUAGAAAAAUACUGGUAUGGAUCAUAAACAUAAACAAAUGACGUUUUUGGUCCGAAAGUAAACAAAACCCCUAUACUAAUAGCAUUACUUAAUUAACCUACGGUUUUGUUUACUUUCCGGUCAAAAACGUCAUUUGUUUGUGAUACAAUAGAACCCCAGUUAACGUUAAUAAAGGGGGGAGAGCCAUUUCUGAUAACCAAUUCUUCGGUUAACCCAUCGUAUGCUAAAAAUAGCCAAUGUAUCACCACAGUGUGUAGGAAAAAUUUAUUAAGAGAAUCUCUAUAUAAUUCAGUGUUUUAUUUCAGCUACAUAAAUGUUUCAAUGGGAUAGAAAAUACUUUAGACCAGACAAUUGAAGUUAUUAAUGCAUUUUGCAGCCCUAUAUUAUUUUAUAGAACCAUUUUGUUUAACCCGGGUUUCGGUUAAAAGGGCUUCUACUGUACAUACCGGGUCUUUUCUAGCAUUCGUUUUUAAAAGGUGAUUAUUGCCACAAUAGGCCUAACAUACAUUUUUUAAUGUUGCAUUACAAGAACUUGUAUGUUAAAUUUGUUACCUUUUUACUUAAACAUUCAAAAAGUGUAACAUCUGUGUGUGUGUGUGUGUGAAGAUAAUAUUCAAAUUACCUUAUAUAUGUUGUUUGUAUUUUACCUGUGAUUUAUACAAACCAUGGUGAUUAUAUUUUGUAUUAAUUUUUCAUGUUAAUUCUCUAUUCAUAGUUUUGUAAACAAUUUACUGUUACUAUUGUUUUUUAUAUAUUAUAAUGAACUUUUAAUAUGUG